Messenger RNA from Gadus chalcogrammus (walleye pollock), 1361 nucleotides. RefSeq lists its product as uncharacterized. The transcript has 7 exons. Bases 27 to 887 code for a protein of 286 amino acids. NCBI's taxonomy places the organism in Eukaryota, Metazoa, Chordata, Actinopteri, Gadiformes, Gadidae. The record is from RefSeq and is a predicted model, not a curated record.
UGGUGGAGAGGGAGUGGAGGAGGAGGAUGGAGGUUCUGGAGAAGCAGAAGAAGGGUCUGAGUGAAGAGGUGAGCAUGCCAGAGGAGAAGCGAGAGAGGGACCUAAAAAACGUUAAGCAACAGAAGGAGGGAGAGAAGCCAAUGGCGGACAGGAGGAGCAGGAUGAGUGGAGGAACGGAGGAGGACAGAUGUGGAGGUCUUUCCUCUCUUUUCCAGGAGACGGAGGAGAUACUCUUGAAGGACAAAGAGGAGGAGGUGUACCUGCUGACCAAGAGGACAGGGGAGCUGGCUGAGGACAGAGACAGAAUCUUAUCGGCUCUGGAGCAGACGGAGGCUGCUCUGAUUAGCUACAAGGAGAGGGGCCUUUCCAAUGAGCAGGAUAUUGACCUCGUACCAAGGGUUGCCUUGCUCCAGAGAACUGUAGCAGAGCUGGAAGUGGACCAGCGACGUCUGACAACAAGAAGCUCUCAGCUGAAACAUCAGAACCAUCGACUCAGGAGCCACCGGAAGGUGCUCCGCCACAGGCUGAGAAUGGUAGAAGCGGAAAGAGGAAUCCUCUCGGCUCCGCUCACCCAGUCAGACAGCAGAUCUCAGCAGAUCAUAGAAACUGACAGAGAAACGCCACGACUGAAGAACAGAAUAAGAGAACUGGAAGAACAGGUCCACCGUUUGCGUCUCACUCUUUCUCUUGACAGUCAGGAGAUGUGGGACUUCAUCGAAAGCUCCUCUAAGAACAACCAAUCGGUUCUCUCCCUGCGGCGGGACCUCAGCCUGUCCCUGGAUGCCGUCUCCAGGAAGCCCCUCCAAUCGGUUCUGCAGACUGAAACCCAGCGAUUGGACCGUAGCCUCAGGGAGGAGGAGUUUAGAAUGUCUCUAAGCCACUUAUGACUCAUACAGCCCUGGUUGGUCCAGGUUGAAGAGUGUGUGGUACUGAUAGUUAUAUGAUAUAUAUAUAUAUGUGUGUGUGUGUGUAUAUGGGUGGGUCAGUGUAUAGAAGCUUCACCACAAGGUUGUGUUUCUUGCCUCGUUUUAUGUUUGAAUGGAUCACUGUAAAAUAUGCUUACUUCAAUAAAAUGUCAUUGAGCAUCCACAAGCGCCAAUACAUAAGAGGACCCAAGAUACCCAUCGACACCCAUCGAACCUUUAAAUACAAAAUAUCUAUACAUAUCAAUUGUUACUUUAAAAAGUAAAAUGUGCGAUAUUAUAAAAAUUACAUUAUCUUGUAUAAACAUAAGUUAAAGAUAAACUCUAAAUACACAAUACAUUACGGAGGAUUAGUGCAAUUAUUGUGUGCAGAGUGAGUCCAGGGGGAUGAGUCUAUAGGGUGGGGGGGGGGGGUGAGGUCCUUCUCAUCACAACAGA